UCAGACCUGAAGAGGAAGUUGACGAGAAGCUGAAUCCUUCAUUUCUUGACUUGGUCAGAACCCCGCAGAUAAGGAAACACACUUUGAUCUUGAUGUACAAUUGGUUCACGAGCUCUGUUCUCUACCAAGGCCUCAUCAUGCACAUGGGCCUUGCGGGGAGCAAUAUCUACUUGGAUUUCUUCUACUCUGCCCUGGUGGAAUUCCCAGCCGCCCUCAUCAUCAUCCUCACCAUUGACCGUAUAGGUCGUCGGUUUCCGUGGGCUGCAUCAAAUUUGGUGGCAGGAGCAGCCUGCCUCACCUCGGUUUUCAUCCCUGAGGAUCUCCAGUGGCUAAGAGUCACAGCUGCGUGCUUGGGUAGAAUGGGGAUUACAAUGGCCUAUGAAAUGGUUUGCCUGGUCAAUGCGGAGCUGUACCCCACAUUCAUCAGGAAUCUUGGUGUCCUCGUCUGCUCCUCCCUGUGUGACAUCGGGGGUAUCAUCACGCCAUUCCUGGUCUACCGGCUCACCGACGUCUGGCAUGAGCUUCCGCUGGUGGUUUUUGCGGUGGUUGGCUUGGUUGCUGGGGGACUGGUGUUGCUGCUCCCAGAGACCAAAGGGAAGGCUUUGCCUGAGACUAUUGACGAAGCUGAAAACAUGCAGAGGUAG
This is a messenger RNA of Leptonychotes weddellii (Weddell seal), 644 nucleotides long. Lineage: Eukaryota; Metazoa; Chordata; Mammalia; Carnivora; Phocidae. The record is from RefSeq and is a predicted model, not a curated record.